Messenger RNA from Chelonoidis abingdonii (Abingdon island giant tortoise), 1630 nucleotides. NCBI's taxonomy places the organism in Eukaryota, Metazoa, Chordata, Testudines, Testudinidae. The record is from RefSeq and is a predicted model, not a curated record.
UGUGAGUGUUGGAAAGCAUGUUAAAGGCUACCAUUACAUCAUUGCAAACCUGGGAUUCAAAGAUAUUUCUUUGGAGAGGUUUAUGCACGGAGGAGCCAAUGUAACAGGAUUUCAGUUAGUAGAUUUCAGUACUCCUAUGGUAACUAAACUCAUGCAGCGCUGGAAGAAGCUGGAUCAGAGAGAAUACCCAGGAUCUGACAGCCCUCCAAAGUACACAUCUGCUCUGACCUAUGAUGGGGUACUUGUGAUGGCUGAAACAUUCCGUAACCUUAGAAGGCAAAAAAUUGAUAUUUCACGGAGAGGGAAUGCUGGUGAUUGUCUUGCUAAUCCUGCUGCACCAUGGGGCCAGGGGAUUGAUAUGGAAAGAACACUCAAACAGGUUCGAAUACAAGGGCUAACCGGAAAUGUUCAGUUUGACCACUAUGGUCGCAGAGUCAACUACACAAUGGAUGUAUUUGAGCUGAAGAGCACAGGCCCUCGUAAGGUUGGUUACUGGAAUGACAUGGAUAAAUUAGUUUUGAUUCAGCAUGAACCUUCUCUUGGAAAUGAGUCAGCCAUUGAGAAUAGAACCGUAGUUGUAACUACAAUUUUGGAAGCCCCAUAUGUUAUGUUCAAGAAAAAUCAUGAUACAUUUGAAGGGAAUGACAAGUAUGAAGGAUACUGUGUAGAUCUGGCAUCAGAAAUUGCAAAACAUAUUGGUAUCAAGUACAAAAUUGCCAUUGUCCCUGAUGGAAAAUAUGGAGCAAGGGAUCCAGAGACAAAAAUCUGGAAUGGGAUGGUGGGAGAACUUGUUUAUGGGAAAGCAGAGAUUGCUGUUGCACCUCUGACCAUCACUUUGGUACGAGAAGAGGUCAUUGAUUUUUCUAAGCCUUUUAUGAGUUUGGGGAUAUCCAUAAUGAUAAAAAAGCCCCAGAAAUCUAAACCAGGAGUGUUUUCCUUCUUGGACCCUUUGGCGUAUGAGAUCUGGAUGUGCAUAGUCUUUGCCUACAUUGGUGUCAGUGUGGUCCUGUUCCUAGUUAGCAGGUUUAGCCCAUAUGAGUGGCACACAGAAGAACCAGAGGACGGGAAAGAAGGACCCAGUGAUCAGCCUCCCAAUGAGUUUGGCAUAUUCAACAGCCUCUGGUUUUCCCUGGGUGCCUUUAUGCAACAAGGAUGUGAUAUUUCCCCAAGAUCCCUCUCAGGUCGCAUUGUUGGAGGUGUUUGGUGGUUCUUCACACUCAUCAUUAUUUCAUCAUACACUGCUAACCUCGCUGCUUUCUUGACUGUUGAGCGAAUGGUCUCGCCCAUAGAAAGUGCAGAAGACCUUGCCAAACAAACCGAAAUUGCAUAUGGAACACUGGACUCAGGGUCAACAAAAGAAUUCUUCAGAAGAUCAAAAAUAGCAGUGUAUGAAAAGAUGUGGACCUACAUGAAAUCAGCAGAGCCAUCAGUGUUCACUAGGACUACAGCUGAGGGAGUAGCCCGUGUUCGCAAAUCCAAGGGCAAGUUUGCCUUCCUCCUGGAGUCCACCAUGAACGAAUACAUUGAACAGCGAAAGCCGUGUGACACCAUGAAAGUGGGCGGAAAUCUGGAUUCGAAAGGCUAUGGAGUAGCCACACCCAAGGGUUCUCCAUUAAGGUGGGUGGAAUAG